AAGAGAACCCACCGCGUGCCGUACCGGAACAGCAAGAGAACCCACCUGAUCAAGUUCUCGCCCGAGGGUCACUCCAACACGGCGAUGAUCGUCUUCGUCGCGCUGACAAGUAUCCACCUUGACGACACGCACAACGCCCCCAUCUGCGCCGAGCACGCGGCGAAGAUCAAGACCAAGGUCGUCGCCCACAAGGUCUUUAGCGUCGACCGCCGCGUCAGGCAGUACGUCGAAGCGGUCAGCCGCCUCAACCUCUAUGUCGCUGAGCUCAGGAGGAAGGCCGCC
Messenger RNA from Epithele typhae, 282 nucleotides. RefSeq lists its product as uncharacterized. The annotation marks the transcript as partial. Gene Ontology annotation, molecular function: microtubule motor activity; microtubule binding; ATP binding. Lineage: Eukaryota; Fungi; Basidiomycota; Agaricomycetes; Polyporales; Epitheliaceae. The record is from RefSeq and is a predicted model, not a curated record. Gene Ontology annotation, biological process: microtubule-based movement. The transcript has a single exon.